CUCCUCGCCGUGUUGCUCCCGGCCUGCUAUGCAAGUCAGCAAGAGUGAAAUCGAGCUGAUGAUUUGGCGGAUCUGCGAAUGGUGGCGGUGUGAUUGAGCCUCGGCCUCGUUUGUCAACGCACAAGCUGGCAUGACGACGUUCAGGCAUCCUCUCCCCUUUCCCAUGACACUCGCUGUGGCCGCGCUGGCCUCCGCCGCCCAUGCACUGAUGAGGCCGCCAACAGCCACGACGACCACACGUGCUGCAUUCACCCCGCCGUCCCAUCUGUUGACGCCAACACGGCUGAGCGCACUCCGCCGCCCACAAAGCGUUCAUCGCAGCAGCGAGCAGACUGUAGAGGCCGUCGGUGUCACCACCAGCACCACUACUACCAGCAGCAGUAGGGAUGGCGCCAUUCCGUGGAUGAGUGCGGGUGAGAUCCGGCGGCUGUUUCUGGAGUAUUUCCAGAACGAGGGCCACGAGGUGGUGGCGAGCAGCACACUGGUGCCCAAGGACGACCCCACACUGCUCUUCACGAACGCAGGUAUGCAGCCAGGUGGGCAGGGCAUGAGAGCAUCACACACACCGCGUGUGGAUGGCCGGCUUGUAUUCGUGUGUGUGUGUGUCAGGAAUGGUUCAGUUCAAGGAUGUGUUCUUGGGUGGGGAUGUGCGGAGCUACAAGCGGGCCGCCAGCAGCCAGAAGUGUGUGAGAGCGGGGGGCAAGCACAACGACCUUGACAACGUCGGAUACACUGCCAGGUAGCCAGUCCGUCACUGGGAGAUCAUAGGAGAAUCGCCGUCACAUCUCCCCACUCUCUCUCUCUCUCUCUCUCUCUCUCUCUCCCUCCGUCUGUCUGUCUGUCUGUCUGUCUGUCAUUCAUGAGUGCAGGCAUCACACGUUUUUCGAGAUGCUGGGCAAUUUCUCGUUCGGCAGCUACUUCAAGCGUGAGGCCAUCCGGUACGCAUGGCGGUUCCUCACAGAGGUCCUCCGCCUCCCAAAGGACCGACUGUGGGUCACCGUGUUUGAGGACGACCAGCAGGCCGAAGACAUCUGGCUCAAGGAGGUGCUUAAGCACGUGUGUGUGCAUGAACGCAUAAAAUGCAUCCGUGUGCGGCAGGUGGGCGUGUCGCCAUCUCGGCUCGCUCGUUGUGGGGCCAAGGACAACUUCUGGUCGAUGGGCGACACCGGCCCCUGUGGGCCGUGCUCAGAGAUAUUCUUCGACCACGGCGAGACUGUCGAGGGCGGACCCCCAGGCAGCCCAGAAGAGGAUGGCGACAGGUGGGUACACGGACACUCACACAUGCACGCCGUCCGUGUGCUGCGAGCGAUCUGUGUUUGCGUUGUGUGUAGGUAUGUUGAGGUGUGGAACAUCGUGUUUAUGGAGUACAACAGGGGUCAGGACGGGACGCUCACGCCGCUGCCUUCGCCGUCCGUCGACACCGGCAUGGGCCUCGAACGAAUCGCUGCCGUCAUGCAGGCAAGAAAAUCAAAGCAACCAUCGAACGAACGGGUGAAGGCACGAACGAUCACUGUCUCUGUCUCUGUGUGUGUGUGUGUGUGUGCGUGUCAGGGAGUGCAUUCCAACUACGACACAGACAUCUUCAGACACCUCACCGAAGCGGCCUCCCGCGCUCUCGGCAUCCCCCACCCAUCGCCACACACAUCCCACCACCAGCAGCAUCACGCGAGCAGCUCGCUCAACGUGAUCGCCGACCACAUUCGGUCGACCGUCUUCCUCAUAGCCGAGGGCGUGGUGCCGCAGAACGUCGGCAGGGGGUACGUGCUGCGGCGCGUCAUGCGCCGGGCCAUCCGACACGGCUUCCAGCUCACCGGCAGCAAGGAGCCCUUCUUUCACCGACUUGUGCAGAGUGUGGUCGACGUCAUGGGCGAGGCCUACCCCUCUCUGCACGCCAAGCAGCACGACAUCGAGAAGGUCAUCAAGGCGGAGGAACACAGCUUCGCCAAGACGCUCGACACGGGCAUGAAGCUCCUUGACGACACGCUCAGGCAAAUGGAGGUCGGUCAGUCAGUCAGUCAGUCCCCCACCCACAUACACACAGAGAUAUGUUGCAGACACGCGCAGACAGAGGGCCGAUUUCCGUGUGCUGUGUGUGUUCUCUCUGUGUUCGGACAAGCAGUCGGAUGGCGUUGCGCAGGUGCCCGGUGAGGCGGUCUUCCGUCUUUAUGACACGUAUGGCUUCCCCGUCGACCUCACGGCCGACAUUGCGCGCGAGAAGGGCCUCACCAUCGACACACAAGGCUUCGACCAAUGCAUGCAGGUGCGCAUGCGACACAAGCAUACGGCAUCCCUUUGUGUGUGUCCGUCUGUCGUGGUGUGUCAGCGUCAACGGGAGCUCUCCAAGACGGCCAACAAGUUCUCAGCAGCGACUGAGCUGCUGCCUUCGUCAGCCGUCGCCUCAUCCGUCGCCGACACACAUACGGCCUUCACGGGCUAUGACCUUCUCGAGGGCGAUGCUCAAAUCGCCGCGCUCUUCGCCGCCGAUGGCUCACCCACAGACGCCCUCUCGCCGGGCCAGAAUGGCACUGUGGUGCUGUCCGAGACGCCCUUCUACGCAGAGGCAGGCGGCCAGAUCGGUGACCAGGGGGUGUUGCGCUCGCCAUCGACUGGCGGCGGCGAGCUGCUGUUCCAUGUGGUGGACACGCAGAAGCGCGGUGAUGUUUACCUGCACAUCGGCGUGUGUGAGGAGGGCCAUCUGGAGGUGGGGGGGGAGGUCUACGCGACGGUCGACGGCGAAAGGAGACAGCGGAUUGUGUUGAAUCACUCGGCUACCCACCUGCUGCACGCGGCGUUAAGGAGGAUUCUCGGAGACCACGUUGAGCAGCGGGGGUCUCACGUGAGCGACCAACGGCUCCGCUUCGACUUCACACACGACGCCCCGAUCACGACCGAGCAGCUCGCGGCCGUUGAGGCCUCGGUCAAUGGCGCGAUCCGGGGCAAUUAUGAGGUCCUCACAGAGGAGCUACCAUACGCCGCUGCACAGCAGGCCGGCGCGCUUGGGCUGUUCGAGGCCAAGUACGGCGAGACGGUGCGGGUGCUGUCGAUGGGCGACUACUCGAAGGAGCUGUGUGGGGGCACACACGCGUCACGCACAGGCGACAUCGGCGUCAUGAAGAUCGUUUCGGAGAGCAGCAUACAGACGGGGGUGCGGCGGGUCGAGGCUGUGACGGGCCCUGAGGCUCUUCGUGUGAUCCAGGAGGAGAGCCGGGCGCUGCAGCACAUCUGCAGCGCAUUCAAGACCAACACUGCGAACGCACCGGCGGCAUGCAUGGACCUGCAAGUGAGCGACGGGUGGGGGACCCACACACACUCUCACCGACACGUCUUUUGUGUGUGAGUGUGUGUGAGUGUGUGUGUAGGAGAGGAGCAGGUCGCUUGAGAGGGAGCUGGCCCAAGUCAAGCUGAAGCUGGCCGAGUCGGCGGCGUCAGAGGCCCUCAGCGCCGCCACACUUAUCGGAGACCUCUCAGUACUCGUCGCCCGGAUGCCGGACGGUAUGCACGUGACACACCAACACAGACAGACAGACAGACAGACAGAUAUAGGCGUGAUGGCUGUCUGUUUCUCAGGUAUGUAUGACGGCAAGACGCUGCGCUCCUCUGUGGAGUCUCUGCACGAGAAGCAGCUGCAGGCGGCUGACGGAAGCAACAGCAACGCACAGGGCGCCGUCACUCUGCUCGCAGCGGCCGACCCCUCACAAGACAAGGCAAGCCAAGCCAACAAACCCCACAGACCGACAUCUCCUGACCUCCCUCUGCCCCUCUGUGUGUGUGGCCACGCAGGUGAGCAUCGUGUGUGCGUCUUCGGUGCCCAAGAGGGUCAACGCGUCCAACAUGGUCAAGCUGGUGGCCGAGCGGUGCGGGGGCAAAGGGGGCGGGCGGCCUGAGAUGGCGCAAGGGGGCGGCACGGACAUCACACACAUCGACGGGGCGCUUGAGGACGCCAGAAGGAGCAUAGAGAAGACUGUAAUGAUGCAAGCGGGGGUUGAGGAAGUGGCGGGCUAGGGAGGGAGGCAGGCAGGCAGGCAGGCCGUGUGGAUGUCAUGUAUGUCAUGUCUGUGUGAUGUGAUGCUGUAAUAAUGAGGAAAGCCCUCACGCGAGCGGACUGCUGAGCUUCUCCGACCGAGUGGAUACACAUUUAUGUGAGCAUGUGUCUUGACGGACGGACAUACGGACAUCGCCCAUACAUUCA
Vitrella brassicaformis is the source of this 4189-nucleotide messenger RNA. Lineage: Eukaryota; Vitrellaceae. The record is from the annotation of a GenBank genome assembly.